Messenger RNA from Gymnodraco acuticeps, 1162 nucleotides. RefSeq names its product ciliary associated calcium binding coiled-coil 1 (gene cabcoco1). The record is from RefSeq and is a predicted model, not a curated record. Lineage: Eukaryota; Metazoa; Chordata; Actinopteri; Perciformes; Bathydraconidae. The coding region runs from base 7 to 630 and encodes 207 amino acids. The transcript has 6 exons.
GUCAACAUGUCCGUGGGGUCGACACGUCAUGAGAAGAGAGAGCUCGCUGAACUAAAGGAUGAUAAACUACAGAAAGAGGAGCCAGUGUUCCUGCAGUGGCACGCGCAGACACAGCAGCAGGUCCACGAGCUGCUGAAAAAAACUCCGGAAGAACUUCAGCUUGAACUGAAGGAGAUUCUGGGCUUCAAGAACCUUCAGGUGUGUAUGAAGGAAGCUGCCCUGCUGGAUUACUAUGUGUGUGGCUUCUGGUGGGCGAGGGAGGCUAACUUCACCCCCCCACAGACCUCGUUCACCAUGGCUGUGCUGCACAUGCUGCUGGAGAACAUCAGAGAGAAGCAGAUGUCUUUGGUGGAGAACCUGAUGGAGUUUGCUCAGGCUGUAGGUGCUGCCAGCCAAUGCUCAACUUCAGAGGAAGGCACCACACCACUUCUGAACAGAGAAGAAGCCACUGCACUCAUGAGUUACAUCAGAAACAGUUUGUUUCAGAAAUACACACUCUACCAGCUUCUCUUCACCUCAGCCAGAGAGGAGCUGCUCUCAGGCCUGGAGAGGAACAUUGAGGUGUUCAGCUGUCAGGACGGUUUCACCCCGAUGGAGGAAGGUAUCCCCUCUCACCUCCUCUCCCAAUAAAUGGCUCUGUGACAUUAUCUGAGAUAAUGAUGGACAGAUGGCAUAAGCAAUCCUCAUCACACCUGCUCUUUCUCUCAGUUUAAUCUGUUAUACAUAAUCCACAUCGUCUCACAUAAUAUAAUGACUAUUUAUUUGUUAUGAUCUAGGCUCACUUGUAUGCAACAAUGACACAGAAUGUUUUACAUGGUAAGGUCUGCCCUUAAUUUUUACCUGUGACCUGUGUACAAAAAAUGUAAACAACCCUCUUUAAAAUACAUAUUACUUCAUGUUGUCCGUCAUGACUAAUGAGGCAUUGCACAGUGACUUAUGCUUUCCUUUGUGUCUGUAGUAAAAACAUCAAACGUUCUUCUCCUGUACAACAUAAGAAAACGUACUUAAAGAUUAGAGUAUUUUCUACUAUACAGCAUUUCAUAUACAAAAAAAAAACGUUUUACUCUAUAAGUGCUUUUUAACUGAGUAAUAACCCAAAAGAAGUCAAACGUAUAACAUGCAAACAUUUACAUAAAACAAAAUUGGCAGGGGAAUCUAAGUA